Molecule: messenger RNA, 1101 nt
Organism: Phaeoacremonium minimum UCRPA7
Lineage: Eukaryota; Fungi; Ascomycota; Sordariomycetes; Togniniales; Togniniaceae
Product: putative transaldolase protein
Exons: 4
Coding region: 1-1101 (366 amino acids)
Biological process (GO): pentose-phosphate shunt, non-oxidative branch; carbohydrate metabolic process
Cellular component (GO): intracellular anatomical structure
Molecular function (GO): transaldolase activity
Source: RefSeq, a predicted model, not a curated record
AUGGGCAGCAACAACCCCGUCACUUGGCUCGACAAGCUCGAGGAGCAAUUGAAUGUCGAUGUCGACUGGAUGGACCCCGAAUAUAUCAAGAGCAUGCAACCUUUCAAAUUCCACGACCAAACCUCAAACCAGCUCUGGGUGGACAUCCAACUUGGUGACGAGUCCAACAAGGACCUCCUUGCACAGACAGCCAAAGAGCUGAAGGACAAGGGAUGGCUCGCCAUUUAUACCCGCAUGGCCGUCCUCAUGUGUAAGAAGAACAUCGAUAUGAUCAGUGGCCGCGUCCUCCUCCAAACCCUGCCCUCCAAGGCAUAUGACACUCAAGCCACGCUCGACCAUGCCCGUCUGUACGAUCAAGAGUUUGCACGAGCCGGUAUCAGCCGCGAUCGUUUCUGCAUCAAGAUCCCCAGCACCGGACCGGCGCUUAACGCUGCGAAGAUCCUUUCCGCAGAGGGUAUCCCAACACUAGGAACUGCUUUAUUUGGACUGCCCCAGGCAAUUGCAUGCAGCCAGGCCGGCAUGCUGUACAUCAGCCCUUACUUCAACGAGACUCGAGCACAUGAUGAACUGAAGCUAUGGCCUGACGUCGAGGAUCCGGCUACGCAGCAUCCCAUGUCGGCACGCAUUGUGCAGAUCCUCGAAACAUACAAGAAGCUGUACAAGGAGACAGGCAAGGAGCAGCCGCUGUUGAAGAACGCCAGUUUCAUUACCGCCAAGGAAGCAAUGGCUGCCGGCGAGCUGGGCUGCCACUCCGCCACCAUUUCCCACACGGUUCUGAACGAGCUCGCUAAACUUCAGUAUGACGGGUCCAAGCAGCCGGGAGAGGGUGUGCCUAAGCCGGUCCACGUAUACAAGCAUGCCGGGCCGACGCCGGCGCGUCUGCAGAAGUUGGCCAAGAUCGAUCCUUUGGCAGCUGCUGACUGGGAUGGCAAGCUCGCGAGCACAGACAUCGACUACCUUGCAAAUGGCGGAGAGGAGCUGGCAAAGGCCAUUGCCAAGGACCCUAUUGCGACGACUCGCCUCAAGGAUGCGCUCGAGCUAUUCACUGGCGGUGAGGAGAGGAGCAAGGCAAAGGUGGAAGCGGUUCUGAAGACUCUAUGA